Molecule: messenger RNA, 1834 nt
Organism: Contarinia nasturtii (swede midge)
Lineage: Eukaryota; Metazoa; Arthropoda; Insecta; Diptera; Cecidomyiidae
Product: spherulin-2A-like
Exons: 1
Coding region: 130-930 (266 amino acids)
Source: RefSeq, a predicted model, not a curated record
AUUUUAGCAGUCGAUGCACUUUGAAAAAGUUUCAGAAGAAUUAUAUUUUCGAUCGAAGUUAAAAUCUUCUAUUAACGUUUUGAGGUUAAAUAUUGUCAUUUGCCAAGUGAAAAAAAAGAAGAAGAAAUAAUGGAAAUUGAAAUGAAUAUCGGUAAAACUAUUGCAAAGAGUUAUGUUAGCGGAAGUGGCAAACAGUGUAAUAUAAUCACCGAUGUUGAACGGCGUACAUUUGGACUUGGCGAUGAUCAAAUUAAGGAUGCACUUGCUGGUAUUAAAGGAAAACGACCGUGUGAUGUUUUUGUUCGCAGUCCUACACCAUGGAAUGACCUAUAUGCACGUUAUGGUUGGGAUCAGGUUCAACGAAUCACAACGAUUUCUGAUGCUAAAGUUUUGGAUAUUAGUGUCGUUCCUGUACUUGUAAACGAAUCAAUUUUGGAGAAUAACAGUUCCUAUCGGGGAGAUUUUGGCACUGAUUUAUCAACAACUCUGAGAAAUUCGGUUUCAUCAAAUUGGAAUAAAAGUCAUGGUAUUUCGGUUGAACAAAAAAUCACAUAUGGAAUCUCAUUUAUGGUGAAAGGAGAGGGACAAACAUCAUUUAGCUAUUCUCACAAUUGGGGACAUGGUGGAAGUGAAUCGAAAACAUGUUCAUUAGGUACGAGUGGUAAUGUAAAAGUUUCUCUUGGACCAGGCGAGAAAGUUAUAGCACAGCUAGUUGCAAGCCGUGGACGUGCCAAAGUAGAGGUUGAUUAUCAUUCGUAUUUAACGGGUGGUGUUGCAUUAAACUAUAGUAGAGGACAUCACGGUCAUCACUUCUGGUGGGAGCCAAUCGAUUCAAUUAUGGAGCAGCUUGAUCGAGAAAAUUUCCACACAUCAAGAGAAAUAAUUAAUAUUGAAAUGUAUUCCAAUCUCAGAGUGAAUCUUAAAAAAUAAGACAAUUCAGCAAAUCUGUUUUUAUUCCCAAAAUAAUUAAUGAACACAAUUGCACAGAAUAAUUAAAUAUAGUAGAUACACAAUCAACAUUCAAAAGUUAACACAGAUAUAUGUAUUAUAUUUUGAGAAAAAUUACAUCUUCCCUUUAAAUAUGUUUAUAACAAUAUUCAAUUAUUAUUAUAUCGUUUUUAAUCGAUGUUUUUACAAUAUUCUAUAACAAGAAAUCUAUACAAAAACAUGAAAUGUUGUUAAAUUAUUAAUUAUCAGUUCAAAUUGAGCGAAAAAUAAGAUCGAUUUAAUUUAAAAUCUUGGCAUAGACCAUAUUUAUAAUAAAAAUGUCUCAUUCAAAAUUCGUUGUAUUAUUCCAAGCCAUAAUAAGAAAUUUUAAUUAAUUUUUGUUAACAGAACGCUAAUAAAUUCAAGAAUUCUUUUAUGAAAAUAAAAUCCCGUAUCAAAAUAACUGGGACUGAUUGGUUGAUUUUCGGAAUUUGAAAUCUAAAAAUUUUCAAUCAACUUUGACUUGAACACGUUUUGACAUGGAACAAAAAUGAAAAAUCUAGUCCCGUUAAGUCGUUUUAAUUCGAAAAAUUUCAAAUUAAUUUAAAUCGACUUAAAAUAACUGGAUUCCACUGGAUUUUUUUAUUUUUGUUCCAUUUCCAAUCGACUCAAAUCGACUAAAGUAAAAAAAAUCAAAUCGACGUAUUUCGGAAAUUUUUUGACACGGGAUAUUGAGAGUAAAAGUCAUGAAAAGAAAUGCUACAACGAUGUUACCUAUAUUACAUAUAAAUAGCUUAAAAGAAACAAUGAUUAAAAUGAACUUAACAGUCAUUGGUGACAAACUGAAAGAAAUAUAACCCUCUUCCUGAAUUUUUGUUACAAUAUCAACAAGUAUGUUUCAAACUCA